UAGCUGCCGACGCUAUUAUGUGCUCGAUCGUGGCCUCGCGCUUCCACUUUACACGACGCGUCGCCCACCUUCCUCCGCCAUCCAAGCCUCUUUCUUGAGCCUCGCUCCACCACAACCGCCCCCAAGCCGCCCGACGGGCACUCUGUGGUACGACUGCAGAGAGGCGGCGCGUGGACGUGUCUUGAGACGACAAAUCACAGCCUACCUACUCCGACGCCUGAGAACGGCGUAACGAGCCCCUACCGCUCGCUCUCUGUCGCCGACGAUUCGACGCCGACGACUUGCGCCGCCCCCCCAGUCCUGGCUGCCCAGAACGGAUGCCUACAGCACAGCCGCCGGCAGAGCACGAGCGAUGGCGACAGCCAUGGCUGAGGGCCAGACCCUAGCCGAGCUGGAGGAGGAGCUGACCAUCCAAAACGUCAUACUUCAGUCCCUCGAGGACCAGACCUUUGAUGGCGUCGAGGGGGAGAGGAGAGAGGCGGUGAAAGAGAUUGAACGCCUCAAGGCAGUCAUUGCCCUGCAGAGACUGUCUCAGGCAUCAUCACAACGCAGUAACGUUUCUGAAUCGCAGCAGGCCGACCGCGCACUACCUGAACGAGGCAGCGGCUCUCCGCCAGCCUUGCCAUAUGCAACAGCACACGAAGCGCAUCCAAGUUCACCAUUCGGAGAUCGCCUUUCCCAUCUCGCAAGCGUGACGACACCUCGGAGGCAAACCAUGGAUAGAGAUAUAUGGAGCAGUCCAGCCUCGCGAUCCUUACCAAGCCGCAAGCGGGAGCUACAGGCGACCAACUUUUCUGCGCGUGGCGGUUCCCCAAAGUCUCGACGGACGACGCCGACUCCGGCGGGAAGCUCACGUCCCAUGGCUUCGUCACAGAGCGUCGAAAUAGUCGACCUGACAGGGUCCGACGUCGAGGAUGAUGCAACAUACAUUGCGGAGCAAAUCAAAGCCGAGAAUAGGGUCAAGCAGGAGUUGCGUGACAGGCAGCUCGCCCAACAACUGUCCCAGGAAUCAUCAGCUGGUCCUUCGCGACCAACUUCGGACCCAAGAAGCGAGGAUGCGCUGUCGAGGUUGAUGGCCACCCAGCGGGCAAACUCACGAGGAUUAUCUGGGCCAUCAGAUUCGAUGGCGGGGAUUAGCAGCUCUGGGUAUAGACAAUCACUCGGAGAGAAUCCCGCUAUGAAUAUACCCGGGGCAUACCAUCCCAGCUGGGACCGACCGCUCGGCCUUGCUGGCUCACCAUCGCCUACUCUUGGCCGACCAUAUGCCACGGCUCCGUCGACUCCACGGGUGCACACGGCGAACCCAAUAACGGGGAGCUUUAGUGCAGGCUAUCCGCCGGGCGCGACGACCCCGUCAGGCUGUCAUGGGCAACCCGCCGUGGGUACUCCGGCCCUGACGUACGGGGUUGGGCCACAGGCGACGCCCAUGUUCCCAAAUGUGGCUAUUGGAGACCCCGGCCUUAGAAGGGUACCGAGCCUGCCACCAUUUGGGGAUACAAGGCUGAUGGAUAUUAUUAAUCGUACGAGUCACUUCGACUACUCAAUGUACGCGGACGAGAAUGGUCAAGCGUUUCCCGACAGACUCUCCAACUUUCUGUCAGAGGCGUAUCACGACCCACGAGUUACCGAAAAGGAGCUGGACGAUCUUCUUCAGAAUAUUCGACCAGAUAUGGAGAUUCCUGAGCGCAAUCGGGACAGAACCCCGGCAGGGCUCAGGGGAGCACUCUAUCUUCAUCAAGAGCUUGCUCUCUCGUGGAUGAAGAAGAUGGAGGAUGGUUCCAAUAAGGGUGGUAUUCUUGCCGACGACAUGGGUCUUGGGAAGACGAUCUCAACGUUGGCUCUCAUGUUGGAGCGACCGCAAAAGAAGAAGCCCAAGACGAAUCUCAUCAUCGGCCCAUUGUCGCUCAUUCGCCAGUGGGAAGAUGAGUUGAAGGCGAAGACAAAGCUCGCGUACCGCAUGUCUGUCUUCGUCUACCAUAACGCCAAGGGCGUUAGUUCUGAGGACUUGCAGCGGUACGACGUUGUGUUGACCACCUACGGGACUAUCGCUGCCGAGUGGAAGCGUCUCCAGAAAUUCAUGGAAGAGAAUCGAGAUAGGACCAUCGACCUCAACGACCGCGCCAGCUCAGCCAAGUUUCCGUUGCUGCAUCCCGAGAGAGCAGAGUUCUACAGAGUCAUCCUCGAUGAGGCGCAGCACAUCAAGAACGAGAAAACAAAGACUGCGAAAGCGUGCCACAGCAUCAAGGCGACGUAUAGGUGGUGCCUCACAGGCACGCCGAUGAUGAACGGUGUCAUCGAGUUGUAUUCGUUGGUGAAGUUCCUCAAGAUCAAGCCCUACUGCGUAUGGGAGCAGUUUCGAGAGUCCUUCGGAACGCUUUGGGGGAAACAAGGUGUUUCAAAAUCCGUUGCAAUGAAGCGGCUGCGGGCUCUGCUCAGAGCCAUCAUGUUGCGACGCAAGAAAGACUCGGAGCUGGAGGGGAAACCAAUUCUGAACUUACCCGCCAAGUCAGAGCAAGUCGUGCACGCUGAGCUUUGCGAAGAUGAACGGCACUUCUACAAGCAGCUGGAGGAGAAGUCGCAAGUGCAAUUCAGCAAAUAUCUCCGUGAGGGGUCUAUUGGCAAGAACUACUCCAACAUUCUUGUGCUUCUACUGCGCAUGCGCCAAGCUUGCUGCCACCCGCACCUGAAUUUAGAUGUCGACGACGCGGUCCCACUCAGCGUUGGCGCCGAGGAAAUGCUGGACCUCGUCAGGCAUCUCGAGAAGCCGGUCGUCGAAAGAAUCAAGGCCAUGGAGGCGUUUGAAUGUCCAAUUUGCUUCGACGCUGUACAAUCUCCUUCUUUCUUCGUUCCAUGCGGCCACGACAGCUGUCAAGAUUGUCUCACUCGACUGGUGGACAACGCCGCGACCAUGACCGUUCAGUCGGGUGAGGACUCGAACACGGCCAAGUGCCCGGUCUGCCGUGGCUCAUUUGAUCCAAAGAAAUGCUUUUCCUACGACGCAUUCCGAACUGUGCAUAUGCCAGAAACGAUCGUCAAGCCUGAUGAGGCAGACGCCGAAGACUCUGACAGCGACGAUGAGGAAUCAGACUCGGAUGACGACCACGACGCUGAUGAUGUUGAUGGCAACGGCAACCUCAAGGACUUCAUUGUCGAUGAUGACUUUGACGACACGGACUAUUUGAAAACCAGUGGAGCCGGCAGCGGCGAUGCAGAUGCCUCUGAGAAGCAGAAGAGGAAGAAGAAGAAAGGAAAGAAGAAGGAGGAGGAGGUGAAGCCGUCGAUGCUGAAGAGUCUUCGUGUCGAGGCUGGGAAGAACCGGGCCGCCUACAAGAAGUACAUGCGAUACUUGCACAAGACUUGGAUGCCAUCUGCUAAAGUCACUGCAUGCAUGGAGCUGCUCAAGAGAAUCCAGGCCAGCAAGGAAAAAGCCAUUGUCUUUUCCCAGUGGACGCUGCUUCUGGACCUGCUGGAGGUAGCCAUGUCACACGACAAGUUGGGGCUGAAGCCCCUGCGAUACGACGGCAGCAUGUCCGCCGACCAGCGCGCACAGGCGGCACGGGAUUUUCGGAGGAAGCCAGAGGCGAUGGUCAUGCUCGUGUCUCUCCGCGCGGGCAACGCGGGCCUUAACUUGACGUCGGCCAACAACGUCAUCAUCAUGGAUCCGUUCUGGAACCCGUACAUUGAGAUGCAAGCCGUCGAUCGCGCGCACCGCAUCGGGCAGACCAAGGACGUCAAGGUGCAUCGCAUCCUCACCCAGGAGACGGUCGAGGACCGCAUCAUGGAGCUCCAGGAGCGCAAGAAGGAGAUUGUCGAGGCGGCGCUCGACGAGACGGAGAGCAUGAAGAUUGGCCGUCUCAACGUGAGCGAGCUCAAGUUUCUCUUUCACGGAAGAGAGUAGUAGGGCUCGCCAUGGAGACGUCCGCCGCGGGACGGUCGUUUGUCCUUGCUACCUUCUCUUUACUUUGGUCGUGUGUGCAUUUUCUCACUCAGGGCUGGUGGUGGAUGGGCGUGGCGUCGGCGCGAAGGAGGUUUGUUGCUAUGGGUGGCAUGAUUGGUCUCGUUUGCACGCGACUCGGGGAUAGACGGAUGGCAUGUGGCGACGUGAUUUUGAGGUGCCUCGCACGACAUUUUGCCCGGAAGCCUAUCAAUGAGACUAGGGAACAGGCAGUUGUAGGGUCUUCCGGGACGGGAGGGUAUAUACUGAGCUCAUGAUGAUGACCGCU
Purpureocillium takamizusanense is the source of this 4223-nucleotide messenger RNA. RefSeq lists its product as uncharacterized. Gene Ontology annotation, molecular function: ATP-dependent chromatin remodeler activity; metal ion binding; ATP binding. The record is from RefSeq and is a predicted model, not a curated record. Lineage: Eukaryota; Fungi; Ascomycota; Sordariomycetes; Hypocreales; Ophiocordycipitaceae. Bases 353 to 3898 code for a protein of 1181 amino acids. Gene Ontology annotation, cellular component: cytoplasm. The transcript has 5 exons.